GUCUUUGGGAGCAGUGAGGACGAGCCAGUCGGAGUGGAACCUGGUGGAAGUGUCUUAUGCGUCACGUUUCGUUCUGCCACAAUGUCCAAACCCACUUUUGAGGCAGAAUGGGACGAAAUAGAAAAGGAAUACCAACAAUUACAGGAAACUCAUAAAAUAUACAGACACAAACUGGAGGAGCUCACCAAUCUUCAGGUGACAUGCAGCAGCUCCAUCAGCAAACAGAGAAAACGUCUGAAAGACCUGAGGCUUGUCUUGAAAAAGUGUGCGCAGACAGGCGAUGAAAAUCAGCUGAAACUAAUAACAGACAUCAAAUCACAAAUCAAAGAAAAAGAAAAUGUGUUCUUUGAUAUGGAAGCCUAUUUGCCAAAGAAGAAUGGGCUGUACCUGAGUUUGGUCCUGGGCAACGUGAACGUGACGCUCCUCAGUAAUCAGGCAAAAUUUGCCUACAAAGACGAGUACGAGAAGUUCAAGCUUUAUAUGACAAUAAUCCUGAUGUUUGGAGCCACAACCUGCCUCUUUUUUCUUAACUACCGAGUCACAGACGAAAUCUUCAAUUUUUUGCUGGUCUGGUACUAUUGCACUUUGACCAUAAGGGAAAGCAUCCUCAUCACAAAUGGCUCCAGAAUCAAAGGCUGGUGGGUGUCUCACCAUUAUGUGUCCACUUUCCUGUCCGGUGUUAUGCUCACCUGGCCGGAGGGACAAAUGUAUCAGAUGUUUCGAAACCAGUUCCUUGCGUUCUCCAUUUAUCAGAGCUUUGUUCAGUUCCUCCAGUAUUACUACCAGAGUGGCUGUUUAUACAGGCUGCGCGCUUUGGGAGAGAGAAAUCAGCUUGACCUCACAGUGGAGGGAUUUCAGUCGUGGAUGUGGAGAGGGCUCACUUUCCUUUUGCCUUUUCUAUUCUUUGGCCACUUUUGGCAGCUGUACAACUCUGUGACCCUGUUUCGCUUGGCAAGACAUGAUGACUGUAAGGAGUGGCAGAUAUUCAUGCUGGCUCUAACAUUUCUCGUCCUCUUCCUGGGAAACUUUCUCACAACAUUAAAAGUCGUCCACCAAAAAGUUCAAAAGAAGGAGAAGGACAUCUAAAAACGUGACUGAAUAAGUUCGGUGAAACCUCUCUGAUCCUUGAAUGGAGCAGCAAUCACAGGUCAAACGCGCACAAUCGUUUCAGCGGACUGAUCCCACACUGACCAGGCUGAGUCUGGACGGAGCUGAGGUUUCUCUCAGCAUUCAAUGGCAGCAGCUUCCAGCCAAAGUAUCCCGUUGACAGGUUCUUACUUUACAGUAACUUGAUGUUGCUGUGAAACGGUGUGGAUGAUAACCAAACAGGAGGAGCAGUUUCUUGCUUUAUUCUGUGUACAUAUUGUGGACAGAAUGUGUUUCUAUGGAUUUGUGCAUGAGUUUUGGAGCACCUUCGCUCAAAUCAUUAUGCAAGGACAGGUAGCAGAACAGAACAAAGUUUGCCUUUCAACACUUGAACAUCUGCCAUGCGCAUACUUCUGUGAAGUAGUAGUAAUGGUCAAACUGGCGCUGGCUCAUAUUCUCUUCAGUCAAUGAACUUUUUUUUUCUUUAUGGACAUUUUAAAACCACUGUCAUGUUACUUCAGAGCAAACCAGCACACGGUUCAAGCCCAUGACUCUAAAAGCAUUCGUGAAAGGGAGGGGGAAGGGUCCUCACUGGUGUACUUUGCUCUAUUUACGGUCAGAGGGAACUUUUUUUGUUGUUGUUUUUAGUCAGAAAACUUCCAUUAAAAAGGGAAUUUGACAUUUAUUAAAGACCAACUUUAGUGAAACAGCAAGGAAGCAGACAUAAAAAUGUUGCUGUUGAUUCCCAAAAUAUUUCUCACUGACAUAGAUGCUUUACAUUUCACAUCUUAGCAAUUUGUUAAGAAAACAUCUAGCAGAAAUUUGGCUGAUGGUCUUAAUUUUGGAGAAGAAAUGUAAAAGUUCAAGAUGCACUCUUCAGGUCCUGACCGCUCUGGUUUCUUCUGUUAUUUUGUUACAUAAUGUUGUGCCAGUGAUCAAACAUUGCUGUUUGUGCCGCAACUCAGAUUUAUUCAGCGAGGAGUACUGUUGUGUUUUUUCCGUUUUAAAUUACAUAAACGUACCACUAUUCUGUAAUCAUGCACACUAAUUUUUAUUUUUGAUUAAAUCAUUCACAGUAA
This is a messenger RNA of Poeciliopsis prolifica (blackstripe livebearer), 2165 nucleotides long. RefSeq names its product transmembrane protein 120B (gene tmem120b). The coding region runs from base 82 to 1086 and encodes 334 amino acids. The record is from RefSeq and is a predicted model, not a curated record. The transcript has 12 exons. Gene Ontology annotation, cellular component: membrane. Lineage: Eukaryota; Metazoa; Chordata; Actinopteri; Cyprinodontiformes; Poeciliidae. Gene Ontology annotation, biological process: fat cell differentiation.